Molecule: messenger RNA, 1893 nt
Organism: Chenopodium quinoa (quinoa)
Lineage: Eukaryota; Viridiplantae; Streptophyta; Magnoliopsida; Caryophyllales; Amaranthaceae
Product: SH3 domain-containing protein 1-like
Exons: 9
Coding region: 433-1551 (372 amino acids)
Molecular function (GO): protein binding
Source: RefSeq, a predicted model, not a curated record
UAUAAUGAGAAUUAAAAAAAGAGUAGCUCUAAUUUGGGAAUUAGAUAAUUUCCCAAUAUUAUCUAAGGAAAGGGCUCAUCCAAUAAUAUCUCCAACAUUCAAGAAUUUAAUUCUUUUUUUUUUCUUUUUCUUUUAUUCAUCACCUUAAUUUUUAUUUUAUUUUUUAAAAUUUUAUUACCUGACCAAUAAUAUUCUCAAUAAUAAAUUCCAAUACCACUCCACUCCCAAUAAUAAUUCCUCACUUUUUUCAACCUUUUUCAACCGCAAUCCCAAUUUUAUAAACAAAUGUCUUAUUAAAGUUCAAACCUUUUUCUAAUUUUUAAAAAAACAAGUCUUAUGCUAUAAAUUUAUUUCCACCUUCAAUGAUUUAUUCUUGAAAUUGAAAGAGUAUAAAUCAAAAGGGUGGUUUUUUUUUUUUUAGAGAGAGAUUUAAUGGAAGCCAUUAAAAGGCAAGCUAACAAGCUCAAAGAUCAAGUAUCUAAGCAACAACAGGCUCUUCUUAGACAGUUUGGGCACUUUGGUGGUGAAGCCUUUGUAGUAGACGAAGCAGAGAUUUCAUGCCGUGACCAACUGCACAAGCUAUACACUUCUACGCGAGAAGCCAAGCAUUUUGAGAAGAGCUUAGUACAUGGCAUAGAAGGGAUUACAUCAGUUACUUCAAAGCAAAUUGAAAUAGAGAGAAAAUUUGCUCAAGACUGUUGCAGAUAUGGAGCAGAAAGCCAUUGUAGCACAUCCCCUUUGACAGAAGCUGCAGCGCGUGUUGGUACCUCUCACAGUUUAAUGGUAGAAGAGAAGGAGACCAUGCUAGGAAUAUUUAAUGAAAAGGUCUGCAAGUCAUUGCAAGCACUGGUAAGAAGUGCUGAGCUUGAGGAUGCUCGGCUUCUUGUACGUCGAUAUGACAAGUUAUGGCAGGAAGUGGAAGCUCAGGCAGCUGAUGUACUAAGACUGAGGUCAAAGUCCACUGAGGGAGCAAAAUCUGAGGAAAACUUCGUCAAACUUGAGAAUGCAGAGGAAAAGUUGGAUUAUCUUAAAUCUAGAUUGCUGGCACUUGGAAAGGAAGCAACAUCUGCAAUGCAGUCAGUAGAGGCACAUCAGCAAAAGAUGACUUUCCAUCAGCUUGUUGUUAUGCUGAAUGCUGAAAGAUCUUACCAUCGCAAUGUUCUUGCAAUGUUGGAAAAGGUUCUUCCUGAGAUGAUUCAAUUGGAACAAUUGUGCGAGUCAUCGCUUCCAGAAGAUGCUGCACAGAGCCAUUCAAAUGGAAGCAAGGAGCAUUACAUAGAACAAGAAGAUGGUGCAUGCUAUGUUGCAAAAGUUGAACACCCAUUCGAUGCUCAAGCCGAAGAGGAGCUGAGUCUACUGGUUGGUGAUAUUGUCGUGGUGCGGCAGGUAUGUUCUUCAAUUGCUGGAGGCUUAAUUGUUAAUAUCAGUCACUUCGCAAAUGCAGUCAUGCAUAUUACUGUAAUGAUUAUCAACUUCGUUUUUGUGUGGUGCUUUGUUUGCUUCUAUCCAGAUGAUUCCCGGUGGCUGGUCCAAAGGCGAAUGCAGUGGUAAGACAGGAUGGUUUCCUUCCCCUUAUGUACGAAGGUUGGAUGAAGUUUCAGAAGGCAAUGUAUCCUGGGCAAACCUCUAGCAGCAAUAGUUUCUAGUUACCACUUAAUUUUUGCUGUAAAAUAACUUGUAUAGCUUAUUGUUUUUUAUACAAUAUCCACUGUCUUUUAUAGAAGGGAUCACAAUAUUCACUAGAGAAAUUGUACAAAUUCAUGGGUUUUAAGUUUUGGUAUUGCGUAAACAUUGUGUAGCACAACCUUAAGGCAUCUACCACAAGUCCAUAAUACCUUGUAAUAAUGAUUUGUAAAUCAUAAAUUUAGAGAAAAUAACAUAACUUUUACAUCA